Amphimedon queenslandica is the source of this 832-nucleotide messenger RNA. RefSeq lists its product as uncharacterized. NCBI's taxonomy places the organism in Eukaryota, Metazoa, Porifera, Demospongiae, Haplosclerida, Niphatidae. The record is from RefSeq and is a predicted model, not a curated record. The transcript has 4 exons. The coding region runs from base 59 to 757 and encodes 232 amino acids.
CUUUUAUAAAAUUGCCGAUGCCAUAAAAUUAGACUGUAUUACCUUUGCGACCCAACUGAUGUCGGCGUCUCUCAUUGAUCAAUCCGUGGUCGAAGAGAUCACUCUUACUCCAGGAUUGACUCCACCUUACAAGGCAAAUAUUGUCCUCUUUAAAGUUCAACCUGGACUGAAGAAUUCUAAAGAUCCAGUCAAGUUUUUCAUAGACUUUUGCUCUGUUCUUAAAGACUAUGCUCAUGCAAAAGAGAUUGCAAUUGACAUGAUGCGGGAUGCUAAUUUAAGUUUUCCUGAAGCUCCACCACUUGUAGUUCACCACAACACUGCUCCUACUGUUACUAUUCCUCCUCCAACACACACUCCUAGUGCUCAUGGUACUGCUAUGGCAGGAGCCUCUACCUCUGCUUCAACUGGUAUUGUUGCUGAAGCACCUUCAUAUGAUUUCUCUCAAUAUCAUGAUGUUAAUAGGUAUGGGCAACCAACUAUGAUUGAGUUGCUGAACUGGAUUGUUGCUAAAAAUCCCAGUAUUUGGAAUGAAGUUGGUGGCCAGUUAGGCAUAUCAGAGGGAAGUCUGAAGGCUAUACAGAUGAAUAUUUCAUUUGGAGCAAACCCCAAACUCCUUUUUAAAGAAGUUUUGUCUUUAUGGGAUAGAAGUCGCUCUAGGCCUUAUACCUGGGGGACAAUCUUAGAUGCACUGGCUUCUCCUAUUGUUGAACAUGUUGGACUUGCACAAGAUGUUGCUAGAAAACUGGACAGUAAAUAAUGUAACAGUAGUUGAUACGUAAUGUAAAAGAUUAUGCAUGAUUUAAUUGAAGAUCAUGAAAUUUGAUGUACACAA